Messenger RNA from Telopea speciosissima, 1303 nucleotides. Its product is annotated as serine/threonine-protein kinase PRP4 homolog. Gene Ontology annotation, molecular function: ATP binding; protein serine/threonine kinase activity. The transcript has 7 exons. Gene Ontology annotation, biological process: peptidyl-threonine phosphorylation; peptidyl-serine phosphorylation; mRNA cis splicing, via spliceosome. NCBI's taxonomy places the organism in Eukaryota, Viridiplantae, Streptophyta, Magnoliopsida, Proteales, Proteaceae. The annotation marks the transcript as partial. The record is from RefSeq and is a predicted model, not a curated record.
UUGCAGGGAAAAGGAGAUGGUUUGCAUCUUGAAAGAAGUGGUCUUCCUGACAACUGGGACGAUGCAGAGGGUUAUGACAGCUAUCGAUUUGGAGAAAUAUUUUACAGUAGGUAUGAAGUUACUGCAGCCCAUGGGAAAGGUGUUUUUUCGACAGUAGUUCGUGCAAAGGACCUCAAGGCUGGGAAGGGUGAUCCUGAAGAGGUGGCUAUAAAAAUCAUACGCAAUAAUGACACUAUGUACAAGGCAGGUUUAGAAGAGCUGAUAAUAUUGAAGAAAUUAGCUAGUGCAGAUCCUGAGAAUAGAUGCCAUUCUGUUCGAUUUUUCUCAAGUUUCAAGUACCGAAAUCAUCUUUGUUUGGUUUUUGAAUCUCCUCAUAUGAAUCCUUGUGAGGUACUAAAGAAGUUUGGUUGUAAUAUUGGCCUUAAUCUGGGAACUAUAAGAGAAUAUGCCAAACAGCUUUUUAUUGCAUUAAAGCAUCUGCGGAACUGUGGAGUCCUGCAUUGUGACAUAAAGCCAGAUAAUAUGCUGGUAAAUGAGACAAAAAAUGUGUUGAAGCUUUGUGAUUUAGGUAAUGCCAUCUUUGCCGGAAAAAAUGAGAUCACGCCAUAUCUUGUGAGCCGCUUUUACCGAGCUCCUGAAAUAAUUCUUGGCUUGCCAUAUGAUCAUCGCAUGGAUAUAUGGUCUGUUGGUUGCUGUUUAUAUGAGCUUUAUUUGGGGAAAGUCCUUUUUCCAGGCCCAUCAAACAAUGACAUGUUGCGUCUCCACAUGGAGUUGAAAGGAUCUUUUCCAAAGAAGAUGCUCCGCAAAGGUGGAUUUACCAGUCAGCAUUUUGACCAGGAUGUGAAUUUUCAAGCUACUGAAGAAGAUCCUGUUACAAAGAAGACUGUGACGAUGCUGCUUCUCAAUAUUAAGCAAAAAGACAUUGGUUCCUUAAUUACAAGCUCCCUUGGUGAGGAUCCGAAGAUGUUGGUGAAUUUCAAAGAUCUUCUAGAAAAAAUAUUUGUCUUAGAUCCAGAGAAGAGAAUGACGGUAUCUCAAGCAUUGAGGCAUUCAUUCAUCACAGGCAAGUGACCAAAGAUGCUGAUUUUAUGACCCCAGAAAUGCUGUUGAGCUAGAUACAUGUACAUUAUGAUCUCAAUUUAUUUUUAUCUCUCUAAUCAUUGGGCAUUUCUCUGUCUUUAUCUCUCUGUGAUUGCCUAAGAGGAUCGACACAGAGUUAUUGGCGUGGAUGAAAUGCGAAGAAGAUGAUGUUUGGUCUAAAGACCUUCCUACAUGACGGUUCUUUCAGUGGGAUGGGUUCUGU